AUGACCAUUUUUAAGAUGUCGUGGCAGCCUCCAUACCAUGGUUCAAAGUUCCGUCAUGUUUAUGGAAUACCAGCGAGUAAAGGCCAGAAUUAUGAUGGCCUGUCAAUCACCCGUGGUGUCCAUGACAACCAUUGCUGUGCCAUCAAUCCAUGCUUCAUUGCAGUAGUCACUGAGUGUGCUGGGGGUGGAGCCUUCAUCGUCAUCUCCAUACAUCACAAAGGCCGUUUGGACCCUCAUCACCCCCGUGUUUGCGGUCACAGUGCCCAGGUUCUGGAUGUUAAGUGGGAUCCGUUUAAUGACCAGCGUAUUGCUUCCUGUUCCGAAGACUGUACGGUUAAAGUGUGGCAGAUUCCCAGUAAUGGAUUGAAGGAAAAUCUGAUCAAACCACAGAAGGAGUUAUUAGGCCACACCCGGAGGGUGGGGCUUAUUGAGUGGCAUCCAACCGCGAAGGACAUCUUGUUAAGCUCUGCCUAUGAUUAUAGAGUGUGUGUGUGGCGUGUUGAUCAUGUGGGUGUGUCAGUAGUGAAAAUGCCAGUGUAUGUGAUACAUACACACACUGACCUGGUGAUGAGUGUGAGCUUCAGUGAGGAUGGCAGCAAAAUCGCUACAACAUGCAGAGACAGACGAGUCCGAGUCCUCGAGACGCACACAGGACACACAAUUCAGGAGUCAUGUAAUGGGUCUCAUAAGGCCUUCAAAAUUGUGUUCCUGUCCAACCGGAACCUGCUGCUCACAACUGGAACCUCCAAGUGGAACCAGAGACAAUUUGCCCUAUGGAACCCGGAUGAUUUAUCUGAGCCGUUGUUGGAGGAGGAUGUGGAUGGAGGUUCUGGAGUUCUCUUUCCAUUUUAUGACCCUGACACAUACAUGCUUUACCUGGCUGGCAAGGGAGAUGGUAAUAUUCGGUACUAUGAGGUGAGUGCAGAGAAACCGUUUAUACACUUCCUGGCAGAAUAUCGUUCUCCACUACCACACAAGGGCCUGGGUGUGAUGCCGAAGCGAGGUUUAGACACUGUGCAGUGUGAAGUGUUUCGUUUUUAUCGCCUUGUUACGGUUAAAGAUCUUGUGGAACCUUUAUCCUUUAUUGUACCACGAAAGUCUGAGGACUUUCAGGAGGACAUUUAUCCAAUGACAGCAAGCAACGAGGCAGCCAUGACGGCUCAGGAGUGGCUCAUGGGGCAAAAUAAAGGCCCAGUGCUGAUGUCUCUGAGGCCUGUGAUUAAAGUUCAGAACCCGUACCCAGCUCCAGAGCAGGAUGCUCAGCUUGAGCGCUUGGCUUGCAGCCUGGGCAGCCUCCAGGAAAACUACAGAGCAGAGGAACUGGCCCAUCAGAAAGCAGGAUAUGAGAAUGGUGACCUAUCAGAAUGGCAGGAGGAUGAGACUCAGUGGAACAGCUGGAGAGACACACACUGUGGGGUUCAGUGGUGUGAGUCAGCAGCAUACACACCACCAGCCACAGAGAAGGAGCUGCUGAAUGUGUUUUAUAAGCAGCAGGAAGAGAUCAGAUCUCUGAGGCAGAAGCUACGUCAGCGGGACAGCAGGAUUCAGCAGCUGGAGCUCGAGAUCAAAAAUAUACGCAAUCAGCUGAGAGCCUCCUUCUGA
This is a messenger RNA of Neoarius graeffei (lesser salmon catfish), 1602 nucleotides long. RefSeq names its product coronin 2Ab (gene coro2ab). The coding region runs from base 1 to 1602 and encodes 533 amino acids. Gene Ontology annotation, molecular function: actin filament binding. Gene Ontology annotation, biological process: actin filament organization. The transcript is spliced from 12 exons. The record is from RefSeq and is a predicted model, not a curated record. Lineage: Eukaryota; Metazoa; Chordata; Actinopteri; Siluriformes; Ariidae.